AUGGACAUGGACUCGGCCUCGGAGCGGCUCAAUGGCAGAGGUCCCUGCACAAGACCCAAAUCCUCCAGGACACCAGAGUCCUUCAAGAGGCUGGGGAUCCUCGUCCUGGCCGUGGUGCUCACCCUCGCCUGCCUGGUCGCCAUCGGCUUCCUGGUGAAGAUUUACCUGGGCUACCACUACCUGUUCUGCAAGCAGCCCCUGAAGCUGGUGCCGCUCAAGCGGGUGUGUGACGGGCACCUGGACUGCCUGCAGGGCGAGGACGAGGCCAACUGUCCCCAGUGGGUCCCCGAGGGGCCACCAGCCGGGGCCCGUGUUUCCAAAGACAGAUCCAUCCUGCAGGUGCUCAACAGCCACACUGGAGCCUGGUCCUGUGUGUGCCACGACCUCUUCACCCCGGCACUGGCCAGAGCUGCCUGUGAGCAGAUGGGCUACAGCAGCACCCCAGCAUUCCAGGGGGUGGAGGCGAGCCAGGGGCAGCCGCUGCCUCCCCGCGAGGUCGCGCUGAGCAACGGGAGCCUCCAGGUGCUGGAGCCAGGCAGGAAAUGCCUCUCGGGGCUGGUUGUGUCGCUCUUUUGUUCCAACUGCGGGCAGAGCGUGAGGACGCCGCGGGUGCUGGGGGGCAGCCCGGCUGCCAUCGAGGCGUGGCCCUGGCAGGUCAGCCUGCAGUACAGGAAGGAGCACAUCUGCGGGGGCAGCAUCAUCGGGCCCGGCUGGGUGCUGACGGCCGCGCACUGCUUCAAGAACAACCCCAUCAUCCAGAGCUGGCGUGUCAAAGCCGGCUCCGACCUCCUGUCGGGCGCUGCCACCUUGGCCGUGGAGAAGGUGUUCCUGGCAGAGGUGACACCUGCGUCCCCCAAGGACAAUGACAUCGCCCUGGUGAAGCUGCACUCCCCCGUGCACGACUCAGACAGCACCAAGCCCAUCUGCCUGCCCUACUUUGAUGAGGAGCUGGUGCCGGGCACACCCCUGUGGGUGAUCGGCUGGGGCUACACGGAGGAGCACGGGAAGCUGUCAGAGCGCCUGCAGCAGGCCGAGGUGGAGCUCAUCGACAAGCAGAGCUGCAACCUGGCCGCCUACCACGGCGAUGUCACCGAGAGGAUGCUGUGUGCUGGCCUGCCCCAGGGCGGCGUGGACACCUGCCAGGGGGACAGCGGCGGGCCCCUGCUCUACUCGGGAGGACGCUGGCAGGUCGUGGGCAUCGUCAGCUGGGGCCAGGGCUGCGGCACCCCCAGCACGCCCGGCGUCUACACCAGUGUCCGUGCCUACCUGGACUGGAUCUCCACCGUGCGCAGGCCCUGCUUCCCCCUGCGCCACUCCACCUGCACGGCCAGCUCUGAGCUGAGCAUCCCUGCCCGGAAACACCUCCUGGAUGCAGCAGGAGGCUGCCAGUCAUCUCAGCUCAGCACCCAGCGUGCCACCCCACCCUCCGGGUACCCAGCACCCAGCCCCGGCACCCACCGGCCCUGCCCUGCCCUGCCCUGCCCUGCCUGUGCUCAGAGCGGAGCCGGCGGCUCCCUGCGCCCCAGCAGCCUCCCAGCCCGAGUCCGCGAGAAGCUCCCAGUCCCCCCGGCAGCCGCAGCCCUGUCCGAGAAGCAGUGCAGGUUGCAGGCACGUGUGUAA
Catharus ustulatus (Swainson's thrush) is the source of this 1620-nucleotide messenger RNA. It is a transcript of the gene TMPRSS4, whose product is annotated as transmembrane serine protease 4. Gene Ontology annotation, molecular function: protein binding; serine-type endopeptidase activity. Bases 1 to 1620 code for a protein of 539 amino acids. The transcript has 13 exons. The record is from RefSeq and is a predicted model, not a curated record. Gene Ontology annotation, biological process: proteolysis. Gene Ontology annotation, cellular component: membrane. NCBI's taxonomy places the organism in Eukaryota, Metazoa, Chordata, Aves, Passeriformes, Turdidae.